Molecule: messenger RNA, 1524 nt
Organism: Arctia plantaginis
Lineage: Eukaryota; Metazoa; Arthropoda; Insecta; Lepidoptera; Erebidae
Source: the annotation of a GenBank genome assembly
AUGAAUUCUAAAAAUGUGGAUAAAGCGUUAAUCAGAAUGGUGUGCAUUGAUUUUCAACCGCUUCAAGUCGUUGAAAAUAAAGGUUUUCAAGAUUAUACUCUUGCCCUUAACCCUAAUUACGAGCUACCUUCGCGGAAGAUUCUUUCGGAAAAAUUGAUUCCGGAGCAAUAUUCUAUGGCAAAAAAGGCUACGCAAGAGAUGCUUAAAGCAACAGAUUAUAUUGCUUUGACAACAGAUUUGUGGACAUCCGAUAGUAGCAGAAGUUAUAUGACCCUGACAAUACACUUUAUUAAUAAAGACAAAUUUAAAUCUUUGACAUUAUCCACCAGAGAAGUUAAAGAUGCCCAUACGUCAGAAAAUUUAGCUCACGAAAUGAGAGACAUAUUAGAAACUGAAUGGAAUAUUUUGGACAAAAUCAUUUGCGUUACAACUGACAACGCUGCUAAUAUAAAAAAAGCUGUUAUUGAUUUUCUGUAUAAACGUCACCUCAGUUGUGCAGCUCAUACUUUGAACUUAGUUGUUCAAUAUACUAUUAAGGAAAAUGAAGUAUUAAUUAGAUUGGUUGAAAAGUGUCGAGUAAUAGUAGCCUAUUUCAGAAGAAGCAAUAAUGCUGCAUAUAAAUUAAAACAGGUUCAAGAACAAAUGCAGCUAGAACCCUUAACACUAAAACAAGAUGUCCAGACUAGAUGGAAUUCGGUUUAUUAUAUGCUCGAACGUCUCGACAAGGUCAAGAUACCUCUUUCUGCUACAAUCACUUUAUUACCUGGCUGUCCAGAUAUUCUUAAUGCUGAAGAAUGGAUAGAGGUGCACGAGUGCCUUUGCAUUUUGAAACCUGUGGAACAAAUGACGAGUAUUAUAUCUGGCGAGCAAUAUCCAACAUUAUCCUGCAUCAUACAUCUUGCGCGCGGCUUACAAGUGGUGCUAAGAAAUUGUGGUCCUAAAUCUGAAGUCGUUAGCAGGUUAAACACAAAAUUAUUGGACGUGUUCGAUAGAAGAUUUGGCAGUCAUGAAAUUAACAAAACUGCUGCUAAAGCAACUUUCAUAGAUCCAAGAUUUAAGAAAGCUGGUUUUGGGAUCGAGCGAAAUGCAGAUAAUGCUCAAAAAUUUGUUGUUGACGAAUUGAUGAUGUUAGUAACAUUGGAAUCUCAAGCUCAAUUCCAGGUCCCAAAUAGAUCUCCACAGCCUACUUCACCUCUCGAAACACCUUCAACUUCAUCUUCAGAUUCUCAGCAGAUAACUUCUGGAGUGACUGGCGAGAAUUUAUGGGAGCAUCUAGAUAAAAGGGUAUUGGAAUUUUCUAGCAUGGAAAACCCAUCAACAUCAGCAAUUAUCAAGGUGAAACAGUAUGUAAAGCUACCGUAUUUGGAUAGAAAAGCCAAUCCACUUACAUUUUGGGAACUUCGCAAAGUCACCAACAACGGUCUAUAUAAAAUAGCUUUAAAGUAUUUAUGCAUUCCAGCCACUUCUGUGCCUUCGGAACGAGUUUUCUCUAAGGCUGGACUCUUAUGCAAACCAACGUCGUAA